This is a messenger RNA of Budorcas taxicolor (takin), 1206 nucleotides long. It is a transcript of the gene SMCO2, whose product is annotated as single-pass membrane protein with coiled-coil domains 2. The coding region runs from base 1 to 1206 and encodes 401 amino acids. The record is from RefSeq and is a predicted model, not a curated record. The transcript has 8 exons. NCBI's taxonomy places the organism in Eukaryota, Metazoa, Chordata, Mammalia, Artiodactyla, Bovidae.
AUGGGUGGUAAAGCAGCAAAGACAACUCACAAUAUCAACAACAUUUUUGACCCAGAAACUGCUAACCAACAUAUAGUGCAGUGGUGCUUCAAGAAAUUUUACAAAGGAGAUGAGAGCCUUGAAGAUGAGCCUAGUGGCUGGGCAUCAGAAGGUGACAAUGACCAAUUGAGAGCCAUCUUUGAAGCUUAUCCUCUUACAACUACAAGAGAAGUUGCUAAAGAGCUCAACAUCGACCACUCUACAGUCAUUCAAUGUUUGAAGCAAAUUGGAAAGGUGAAAGACCUCCAUAAUUUGCUAAGGGAACUUACCAAAAUGGACCACAACUUGGACAGAACAGAUGAUGAGGACAUUUGCUCUGAAAACCGUCAAACUGACUUCCUUCAAGAUUUGGAGACUAAAAAAUGGUUGGAGCUGAAGGCUGGGCAUGGCCAGGACCUGCAGAGUGAACAGGAUGAGCAAGAAAGAGAUCACAUUCAACAUGAAGAUCCCCAAGCAUCCACAUCUUUGCAGUUUUCAGAGGAGAACAUCCUUGAACAGAGUCAGGAGAGCAUGUUCUUUCAGCUUAACCACUGGAAUACACGGAUGGGCCUACAAGUGAAAGAACUUGGAGCUGAUCACAUAGGCUGGAUGGAGAAAAUUAAAAAUAUUUUACAAAAAAUAAGCCUAACAGAAAACACAGUGAAGAGCUUAUUAAGUGAGGUUAUAUCCCUGGAGGGCCAAAUUGAAAAGCUGGAAUCACACCAGGACCUUGACUCUGAUCAGGGGGUAAACAUGGAGGUAAAUGCUUGUGAUGAAGCUCAUAAAUUAAAGGAAAAACUCAUUGCAAGAAUAGAGAAUUUUUGCAAGGACAUGGCUCUGCUGGAUACAAAGUUGGGGAUGUUCCAAAAGCAAGGGAAUCCAGACUCUCAGAGUCCUGAAGAAAUGGGCAUGGAUGAAAGGGAGCCCCUGCUUCUUCAGGCUUCAUCACCAUCCUUGGAGGAGAGCUCCCCUCCCCAUAUUACAAUGUGGAAACGUGCACUGAGGAUUUUCAUCAUGUUUUAUGUCCUCACCUUGACUGGACUUUCAUGUUACAUACUGUUUUUUGAUGCUACAUUUAUCUUUGAAAAGGUGCUCCCUACAAUUCUCGGGCGCCGCAGGAUGUGGGAACUGCGGGAGAUUCUUGCACCUUUCUUGAAUUUGGAAGUGGAAGACUUGCUACCCUCUUAA